Brassica rapa (field mustard) is the source of this 589-nucleotide messenger RNA. Its product is annotated as 40S ribosomal protein S17-4. Gene Ontology annotation, molecular function: structural constituent of ribosome. Lineage: Eukaryota; Viridiplantae; Streptophyta; Magnoliopsida; Brassicales; Brassicaceae. The record is from RefSeq and is a predicted model, not a curated record. Gene Ontology annotation, cellular component: ribosome. Gene Ontology annotation, biological process: translation.
ACCUUAACCCUACUCUCCGCCGUCAUCAGAACCGCAAGCAGAGAGGCGAAAAGAUGGGACGCGUCCGCACGAAGACGGUGAAGAAGUCCUCUCGCCAGGUGAUCGAGAAGUACUACUCUCGCAUGACGCUCGAUUUCCACACGAACAAGAAGAUCCUCGAGGAAGUCGCGAUCAUUCCUUCGAAGCGCCUCCGCAACAAGAUCGCCGGAUUCUCCACUCAUCUGAUGAAGAGGAUCCAGAAGGGACCCGUCCGCGGGAUCUCCCUCAAGCUCCAGGAGGAGGAGCGCGAGCGCCGCAUGGACUUUGUUCCCGACGAGUCCGCCAUUAAAACCGAUCGCAUCGAGGUCGAUAAGGAGACGCUGGACAUGCUUGCCUCCUUGGGGAUGGGAGACAUGCCAGGUGUCGUCAAGGUGGAGCCGGUCUCGGCUGCUCCUAUCGCAGGCUUUGGCCGUGGAAGGAGGUUCUAGAAGAAUCGAUCCUUUAAGUAUCUUUUCGUAUGUGUUUGUUUUGCUGAACGUUGAAUGUUCUUAUAAGCUUUAAUGUUAACAGUUGGUGAAUGCUUCGUUAGAGAACUUAGGUUGGUAGAUCA